CCUGAGAAGCCAACAUAAAUAUAUAACCACCUUUGCCGCUUUGCCCAAACACACUCUGAAAUGGCCCCCACCGGACGGAGGAUGGCAGCCACUGCAGCCACCGCUUUGGUGCUAUGUUUAGUUGCAUGCGGCAGCCCCAGCAUCGGGCGCAGUCACCGACGGCCAUGGCAGCUGCUCCGGGGCCGGCGACAGGUGGCAAUGAUUGCUUCACGGCGUUGGCGAACAUGUCAGACUGCCUAUCGUAUGUGGAAGAAGGAAGCAAGCAGAAGAAACCGGACAAAGCAUGUUGUCCGGAGCUGGCAGGGCUUGUGGAUGGCAACCCUAUUUGUCUGUGUCAGUUGCUGGCAAAGCCUGAAUUCGCCGGCGUCAAGCUUGACCUCAACAAGGCUCUCCACCUUCCUUCUGUUUGUGGCGUUUCUACUCCCCCCGUUUCUACCUGCUCUGCCGUGGGAGUGCCAGUGUCUUUGCCUCCAUCUAGCAGCAGCACUGUAAAGCCUCCAUCAUCAUUAUCACCAAUGGGGGCGGGGGCGCCGGGACCUGCGGGAGGCGGCGGAUGUAUGACGGCGCUGAUGAACAUGUCGGAGUGCCUGACAUAUGUGGAAGAAGGGAGCAAGCAGAAGAAACCGGGAAAAGCAUGCUGUGGAGAGCUGGCAGGGCUUGUGGAUAGCAAUCCUAUUUGUCUGUGUCAGUUGCUGGCAAAGCCUAACUUCGCGGGCGUCAAGCUUGACCUCAACAAGGCUCUUCGCCUUCCCUCUCUCUGUGCUGUUUCUACUCCUCCCAUUUCCACCUGCUCAGCUGUGGGAGUUCCAGUGUCUUUGCCUCCAUCCAGCAGUGUAUAUUCCCCAUCACCAUCGCCAGAUGGUCAGCUAGCACCCGCCAGUCCUUCAGAUCUUGCUUCUCCUUCGCUAUCUCCUGGAGGAUCACUGACAAGCCCUCCAGGAAAUGGAGCCAAAAGCCUUAAUCCCUCUGGCCUGCCCUUCAUUUUUGGAUUGGCAACUAUUUUACUUCCCAUUAUCUUCUGAGAUUUAACUUCACAAUCUGUUUCUCCGUUAAUUAUCAUUUCCAGACAUUUUCAUACAUUAACUUCAUUAUUAUUGUUAUUCAUGUCAGUGACCAUGCCUUCACUCAGGCUUUUAUUUUGACGCACGCUUUCUACUAUUUUUAUCGGUGAAUAACAUGCACAUUCCAAUC
Molecule: messenger RNA, 1191 nt
Organism: Prosopis cineraria
Lineage: Eukaryota; Viridiplantae; Streptophyta; Magnoliopsida; Fabales; Fabaceae
Product: non-specific lipid transfer protein GPI-anchored 2-like
Exons: 6
Coding region: 114-1022 (302 amino acids)
Biological process (GO): lipid transport
Molecular function (GO): lipid binding
Source: RefSeq, a predicted model, not a curated record